AUGUCCCACAUCUACGCCAGCAGUGUACCCCUCGCGCCCUCGUCUGGCACGCACUCCCGUGGCCGCUCCCGCUCGCGCAACUCGCCGCCCCGGGUCUCCAUGCCCUCGCCCCAGUUCCCCGUCAGCGCCCCGUACUACCAGCAGUACCAGUCCUCGGAUCCGGGCCAUGGAUACGCACCUACCCACGCUCGGCACGCAUCUUACAGCGGCCAGCCGUCAUACAACGCCUACCAGCAGAUGCCAGGCAGCGCGGGCACGUACUACGUCGCCCGUUCGCCAUCUCGCGGUCACCACCGUCGCUCGGAGUCUGCCGGUCACAGGCAUCGUCGCUCGCACUCUACCACCGCCCACCACCGCUCGAGCUCUACCACUGCCGCUCCGAGGCAUAGCCAGCACAGGCACUCGUCCACGACGAGGCAACAUUCUUCGGUCCCCCAUCGCUCCCAGAGCGCCGUGGCAGCAAGGCGGCACACCUACAGCCAGCCUCAACGCCGCUACUCUACACACCAUGCAUCAAACCUGUCAUUCGGUGACCGCAUCCGCAAAUUGUUGCACAUCGGGCGCUUCGGCAAUCAUGGCAAGCCAUACUACGUCGACUCGCGCGGCCGCGAACUCGACCGCUCCGGGCGGCCGAUCGUCAAGUAUUGA
This is a messenger RNA of Peniophora sp. CBMAI 1063, 648 nucleotides long. Lineage: Eukaryota; Fungi; Basidiomycota; Agaricomycetes; Russulales; Peniophoraceae. The record is from the annotation of a GenBank genome assembly.